AUCGAUGAUAUUUUGGAAAAAAAGUUGGGUUAAGUUGUGAAAUUCUGUUUUUAUUUUCCAAAAUAUUUUGCAUUUUCCCAAAUGGAGAGUGAAAGGAGUGAAUUUUCCAAUUUAUGUACGAGAUUUCUCUUCCUAAAUCACUACGAUGAUCAUAGUAGUGCGUCAGUGAUUGAAAUAAAUCUAGUGCUCAAUGAAUUAAAUGCCAUCUGUUUUCGCCAUCAGCAAAUUGCUGACCAAAAAUGUGCUCUGGCUCUGAUGGGUGCAUUUCCGAAGAUUCCUCCACAUGAGGACACACUGAUAGUGAAGGCAUGUUAUUUGUUAGUUUCCUUGGUGAAGAAACAGAAAAUCAGAGUCCCUCCUAACAUUGCCAGCCUCAAUAUUGUGUGGCUUCUGAAGUGUCUUGAAAAGAAAUUCCAUGCUGUAGUCUGUGAUGCAUUAAAAGCUUUCAAUGUCCUAUUCCUAGACAAUGUCAAUGCCAUAGAAAUCCCCUAUGAAAGAUUCCUAUCUGUGGACAGAGGACUCUUCACGAAACUCCUGAAGAAUCCGAAACUGGGAAAUAGCCCAGAGCUAGAGCAUGAAAAGAACACAGAAGAAGAUAUCCUCCAGAGUGCAUUGUCUUGUGUUGAAACAAUCCUGGACAGUUACACAGAAGCCGAGGCUGUGGUGAAGAUUCCAGAAGAUUACAUCACAAAACUGGGAGAUAUAGUACUCAGAAACAUUUACCGAUGGGAAUUGGGAAGUCUUGGCGAGACACACUACGCAACAUUCAUCUACCGAAGUUUAAAUAUCCUCAAAAUCCUUGCAGAAUUGCAUUCUGCGUGGAUUCAGGAUAAUUUAGGAGAGGUUCUAGGAGCUGCUCGAACAUUUAUGGUCACAGGGUAUGUCGAAGAAGAGUGGUUGAAACCACAGAAAGUCACUCCAUCCCAACAGAUUCUUCUAGAACCCCAGAAUCCAUCCGUAAACAAAGGCGGAAAGAUCAUCAGGCAGAAGAAGACCAGGAAAACUGCUCAGAAAUCCCAUAGGAAGAACAAAAAAUCCAAAAAUGAAGAUACCAGUCAAUUCCUCAAGCCUUAUUCCUACGAAAGUGUCUCUGUGGACUGCAAUCUAGGUGAUUCUUCAGAAGAACACCUGACACAGCCCACCAGUGAAUCAGAACUGUCCGAUUCAGCCGGCAGUAAAUUCAGUCAGGAUAUCAGGGACAAAAAGAAGUAUCGCGUCCGCCUCACUGCCAUCCAGUUAAUAGGAACUCUGCCAAAAGUGGUCGAACAAAGGACAAUGUUUGGCUACUGGCAUUGUCUUUUUUCCACAAAUGACAUCAACUACCCCGGCGGGAUGUUCCUGACCAAGUGCAUCCUCAGUGAUCCGAAUCAUCGAUGUCGCAUCAGUGCUCUCCAAACUAUCUCCUGCCUCCUUCAUGACGCCAAGAAGUACCUCUAUCAGGCAGAGAGUACCGAAAGGGAAUCCACAUCUUUCACUCCAUUCUCCGUGGCUCUGGGAAAUAUGAUUUUGGAAAUCUACAGAGCCCUCUUUCAAGCAUUAGACACAGAAUCACUUUCACCUAUCGUGGUUCAGCUACUCAAGUGCUUCAUUGUUCUUGUUCCGGCUACUCCGUUCCAUCGCUUGAAACCCGGUCUGGUUACUGAGAUUGUGAAGCAUUUGCGAAAACUAGUCAAUCACAUGGAGGCAACAAUAAAAUUGCAAGCUCUCCGUUUGAUGGGCUUCAUAAUUUCGAUCACGGACUUUACGCCAGAAAUCGUAGAAUGCAUUGGAGUAGAGAGAUUGAGUGUUCGACGGGUUACAGAAGACAUCCACAAGGUAUUUUUGGGAGAUGUUGCAGAUGAAGAAGAAGAAGUAGAUUGGGAGGAGGAGGAGGAAAUUGGGGAAGAUGACCGUGAGGAGAAGAGAGGAGAGGAGGAAGUAAAUGAUGAGGGUGGGGAAAAGAAGAUGUCAUGGAUUCUUGAAACUGUUCUCAAUUGUCUCAGCAUUUGCACGGAGGAUGGGAAGAAGGGGGGAAGGAAGAUCCCGGGAAGAUGUGGAGUUCAAUCGUUGGAAAUUCAGAGUGAAUGUUUCAGCCUUUUGGCUGCAAUGUCCACGCACAUUGGCAUUCUCAUGGGGCAUUUGAAGUUGGUGGGUGAAGCUGUGAGGAAUGGUCUGAGGGAUAGUGCAGCGGUGAUUGUAUUGAAUGCAGCUAAAGCUUUGGAUUUUAUUGCUCACUCAAUUACUCAGUAUUUUUUGAAUGUGUCAUCGAAGCCAGCUGGAGAAUUGGAUGUUGGGAUUGAAUUUUGGUUGUUGGUGCUGCCGGCUGUGACGGAACAGUUGCAGGGCAGUGUGAUGAAUGUCAAGGUGAUAUGCUGCGAUGCACUGUCGAAUAUUGGUGGUCAUAUUUAUGAGAAUGUGCCAAGGGAUAAGCAAUUUCUCAUGUUGAGUCUGCUUCAUGGGAAUAGCAGUGACAAUGAGACAAUUGUCAGGGCAUCAGCAUGUCGAGCACUGAGUGUCUUUGCGCAGUUUCCAUCAUUGAGGAAUGAUUUGGUUUUUGUGGAGAAUACAGCGGAAAUGGUGACGGAUUUGGUGCCAAUUGGUGAUGAGAUGAGUAGAAUGAAGGCAGCAUGGGCUUUGGGAAAUAUUACGGAUAUUCAGCAGAAGUCUGAUAGUCCGCUGGAUCGUCUGAGGGAUGAUCUGUUGGAGAAGAUGCUGAGAAUUGCAAUUGCAUCUUGUGAUGAUCAGCACAAGGUGAGAUGCAAUAUUGUUCGAGCUAUUGGGAAUUUGUUGUAUCUGAUCAGGGAGGAUUUGCUGAUGCAUCGGAAGUGGCAGGAACUGACGAGGAGUGUCAUUGAGUGCCUCGUUGAGAAUGUGCGGGAUGUGAAAUUUAUGAAAGUACGGUGGAAUGCGUGCUAUGCGUUGGGGAAUAUGAUGAAGAAUCCUUGCUUCUAUGUGGAAUCUGUUCAGAAACAGCUGAAUUGGCCAGCAAUGGUUUUUCCUGUCCUCUGUGGACUAAUUGUGAAGAAUCCCAAUUUCAAAGUACGCAUCAAUGCGACUGUGGCUCUGGGGACGGUCAGCUCGAGGGAACGCUAUGGGCAGCACUUUGUCAGUAUUUGGGCGGCAUUGAUUCAGGCUCUGGAACAGGCUGACAAUCUCGUGGACUUCAAUGAGUACAAGCACAGGGACAAUUUGAUGGAUCAGCUGUGUCUGACCCUUGCACACUGCAUCAUGUGUGCCCAGGGAGGGGAUUUGCUGGAGAUGCAGGAACAGUUGAUGCCUCAUCUUGAGAUGACUCGAGAAAACUGGUCCAGGGUGACAAAUAGAAUUGUUCCCGAACGGGCUACACCUUUACUCAUGGCCACGCAGAAACUCAAGGAUCUCAUGGGGCAAAAACUGCCGCCGGAUCAACUCAUGGCAUCCAACUUCCUAGCUUCCUGCUUCAUCUCUCCAACGGAGUAUCUUUAAUUUUGUUUUUGUUGAUAUUUUUACAAAAUAAAAAAAAGCCAGUGAUAAGCCUA
This is a messenger RNA of Phlebotomus papatasi, 3497 nucleotides long. RefSeq names its product HEAT repeat-containing protein 6-like. NCBI's taxonomy places the organism in Eukaryota, Metazoa, Arthropoda, Insecta, Diptera, Psychodidae. The transcript is spliced from 3 exons. Bases 82 to 3444 code for a protein of 1120 amino acids. The record is from RefSeq and is a predicted model, not a curated record.